Neoarthrinium moseri is the source of this 990-nucleotide messenger RNA. RefSeq lists its product as uncharacterized. Gene Ontology annotation, cellular component: cytosol. Lineage: Eukaryota; Fungi; Ascomycota; Sordariomycetes; Amphisphaeriales; Apiosporaceae. The transcript has 2 exons. The record is from RefSeq and is a predicted model, not a curated record. Gene Ontology annotation, molecular function: aldose reductase (NADPH) activity. The coding region runs from base 1 to 990 and encodes 329 amino acids.
AUGACUAAGGUUCCUUCUUUGAAACUUGCCUCUGGCUUUGACAUGCCGGUUGUCGGCUUUGGAAUCUGGAAGGUUCCCCGCGAGACCUGCGCCGAGACUGUCUACAACGCCAUCAAGCUCGGAUACCGCCACUUCGACGGUGCCUGGGACUACACGAACAGUGCCGAGGCCGGUCAGGGUGUUCGCAAGGCCAUUGCGGAUGGCCUGGUCAAGCGCGAGGAGCUCUUCAUCACCAGCAAGCUAUGGAAUAACUACCACAAGCGUGAGCAUGCCCUCCAGCAGGCCAAGCUCGAGCUCGAGGCCUGGGGUCUCGACUACCUUGACCUCUUCCUCAUCCACUUUCCCAUUGCCCUAGAGUUCAUUCCUUUCGAGGAGAUUCGCUGGCCCUGCUUCUGGUCCGACAAGGAGCAGACCAAGGUCACUCCCCUCGCCAAGGUCCCCAUCUCUGAGACCUGGAAGGCUCUCGAGGAGAUUGUUCAGACCCCUGAGAACCCCAGCGGCUUCAUCAAGUCCAUUGGUGUUUCCAACUUCCACACUCAGCUCCUCUACGACGUGUUGUCGUACGCCAAGAUCCCGCCUUCAGUCCUCCAGAUCGAGCACCACCCAUACCUUACCCAACCUGAGCUCAUCCAAAUGGCUCAGGAGAACAACAUUGCCGUCACUGGCUACUCUACCUUUGGACCCCUGUCCUUCCUCGAGUUGAACAACCCCCAGGCCAAGAAUGCCAAGCCUCUAUUCGAAGUCGACAUCGUCAAGAACAUUGCCGAGAAGUACGGCAAGACUCCUGGCCAGGUCUUGCUCAGAUGGUGCACACAGCGGAACAUUAUCGUCAUCCCCAAGUCGAACAGCGUGGACAGACUUAAGCAGAACCUGGAGUGCUGCUCUUUCGACCUCACUGAAGACGAGCUAAAGCAGAUCUCAACUUUGGAUCUAGGCCUAAGAUUCAACUGCCCAAACACUCUUCAAAGACCUAUCCGUAUUUUCACAUAA